Messenger RNA from Anopheles coustani, 1398 nucleotides. RefSeq names its product dolichyldiphosphatase 1-like. Gene Ontology annotation, cellular component: intracellular membrane-bounded organelle; endoplasmic reticulum membrane. The coding region runs from base 446 to 1198 and encodes 250 amino acids. Gene Ontology annotation, biological process: lipid biosynthetic process; protein N-linked glycosylation. Gene Ontology annotation, molecular function: dolichyldiphosphatase activity. NCBI's taxonomy places the organism in Eukaryota, Metazoa, Arthropoda, Insecta, Diptera, Culicidae. The record is from RefSeq and is a predicted model, not a curated record. The transcript has 3 exons.
CAGUGACACUUGUCGCGUUGUUCAACAGUCCUCAGUCUGCGGUGGGUUUUCGCUGGGACGCAUUGUUCAUGUGUUGCAUUUAUCUGAUAAAGUUGCUGGAUUUCAUAUUGGAGUAGUUUACAUCAUCGGAUGCUGCGGACAAUGGAAUAAGUGCUUUGGUGUAAUACUCGGAGUUAUACACAUCAGUCAAACAAGUAAACAAUGUCCUUUCACAAGCUGCGGUUUCUAGUAGCUUCGUGAGCUCAUACAAACAAUUGUGAUAUGGUGGAGAAUUCACGACUUCAACGUUGUUUCACGAAUGGGGCAAAUAUAAGAUCUGGUGAAUGAAGUGAAGAGGUUUCGUGGCCGAAAACACCCCAGCGUGCUACUCAGAACCGAUAACGAGUUCGUGUAAAAUUAGUCAACAAGCUGGUAAAUGUCAAAACAUCCGUAGGAAAGUGUGAAAAUGUCCUCGCCAGAUUUGCUACAUCCGCACGACUCGAUUUCGUCGCCCAGUGCAAGUAUAGGAACGGAAUGGCAACCAAUUACACUAACGCUCGUAGAAUACCCCAAAGGUGAUCUGGUGGGCAAGUUGCUAGCAUGGAUCAGCUUAGCGCCGCUCGGCAUUGGAGCCGGCUUUGUCGCUUUAAUUCUAUUCCGGCGGGAUCUGCACACGAUCGUGUUCUUUCUCGGGACGCUGGUCAACGAGUGCUUUAACAUGAUACUGAAGCACUGGAUAAAGGAACCGCGGCCCGUUUCGCGAGCACAGAUCUGGACGGAAUAUGGAAUGCCUUCAUCACACUCACAAUUUAUGUGCUUUUUUGCCACCUACGUGCUACUAUUUAUCUUUAUAAGACUGCAUCACAUGAACAAUAGUAAUAGCGCAAGACUGGAGCGGCUCGUCCGACUGCUGGUGCUGGCGAUUUGCUGGACGGCAGCGUUUCUCGUGUGCUUCGGACGAAUCUACCUGCUUUAUCACACGUUAAAUCAGGUGCUGAUUGGUGCUUUCGUGGGCAUGGUGAUGGGCGUUCUGUGGUUCCUGCUAACACACUGCGUGCUAACGCCCUACUUUCCGAUGGUGGUGACGUGGCGCAUUUCGGAGUUGUUCCUGCUCCGGGACACUACGCUUAUACCGAAUGUGCUGUGGUUCGAGUACACCGCCACGCGACACGAGGCACGCGCCCGGGCACGUAAGCUCGUAAGCAUGAAAUCUCAGUGACAUUUCUGGUCACCCUGACGGCGCUCAUCGUACAUCAAAUAGCAACCACACGGCUUGCUUUGUUUUUCUUGUUUUGUACUUUUCCACGUUCCGGAAUAGUAGUCAUAUGGUAGGGUAACCGCGCAGAACGAGCAACACUCAAAACUGAUCGACACGGAACUGCUGCGGCUAGAUAAGAGGAAUGCGCAAGCAAGUGUGCA